Messenger RNA from Opisthorchis viverrini, 717 nucleotides. RefSeq lists its product as hypothetical. The coding region runs from base 1 to 717 and encodes 238 amino acids. Lineage: Eukaryota; Metazoa; Platyhelminthes; Trematoda; Opisthorchiida; Opisthorchiidae. The transcript is spliced from 2 exons. The record is from RefSeq and is a predicted model, not a curated record.
AUGUUAGGCAGGAAUCCACGCGGAUCCCCUCCGAGAAUAUUGCAGCAGCAACAAAAGCAGUUUGAAGAAGCGCAACUGAAGCUCAUUGAAUCACUGACUCAGAAACUUCAUAUCCAGAACGGAGCAGUCAGUACUGGUGAGUCUUCUGUUUCCUCAACUGAUGCAGCCGCGGCCUCAAUUACGGAGUUCACAUUUGACGCUCUUUCUGGUCACACUUUUGACUCCUGGUUCAAGCGGUACGAAGACAUGUUCAAAACUGAUUUUUCCAAAUUUGACGAUGGAUGGAAAGUCAGACUAUUGCUGCGAAAACUCGGCACACCGGAGCAUGAACGGUUCACAAAUUUCAUUCUCCCCAAGCUGCCCCGCGACCUCAGCUUUGAUGAAACGGUCAGAACACUGUCCCAGAUAUUCGGCGAUCAAACAUCAAUGUUCAAUAUCCGCUACCAAUGCCUUAAGUUGGCCAAGAAAGAUGAUGAUGAUUUCAUCACGUUUGCCGGUGUUGUCAAUCGAGAAUGCGAGCGCUUCAAGCUCAGCUCAAUGACGGAGAAUCAGUUUAAGUGCCUCAUUUUUCUAUCCGGUCUCCAGUCAUCCCAUGAUGCUGACAUCAGAACCCGGCUUCUUAACAGAAUUGAACAGGAUGCCGAAAUGACACCUUUUGCACCUUUGGUGUUUGUUUUGACGUGGACGCUAGCUUGGGAGGCUCAGACCGAGAACUAA